Parnassius apollo (apollo) is the source of this 1248-nucleotide messenger RNA. Lineage: Eukaryota; Metazoa; Arthropoda; Insecta; Lepidoptera; Papilionidae. The record is from the annotation of a GenBank genome assembly.
AUGCAUCGUCUUUUUGCUGAGCUGGAGCCAUCUUUAACCGUCACAGAGCAAAACCUGGCAGACCGAGUUCGGUAUAUCUUGCGCUCAAAUAUAUUUGAUGUCGCCGAACUCGAACGGCUACGACGUGAGGCUGUUCCCUCGUCGGAUGAGAAUGCUACGGCUGAGGAUGCGGCGCCACAAAUGGUAGAGCAACCCGCAAACGUGGAUGCCGCCGUGAAUACCCCAGUUGUGGUUGAUUCAAACGAUGAUGGAACAGUCGCCCAGGAACUGGAAUUAGAGCAUAUGAGGAGUAUAUUGGAAGAGGCGAUUGUGGAAACGCGCAGUACGCCUCUCGAAAAUCGACCGCGACUUCCCCGCAUAGCCCUAAGCAAGCGGAAUCGGGCUGUCGUGAGGGCUCUGAACCCAAUGCUGGUUACCUAUUUGGAAGCCAGCCGGGACCUUUGCGAGACGGACUCAAUUCUUUUUGGCGCCGCGCUGGCAGUCUGCCGUAUCAUAGGCGCCAAGGUUUCCACGGCUGGACGCGCUACUGGCCAUAGUAGCGCUAUCCCAGCAUGGAGAAGAAGAAUUGAGGAACGUAUCGCAAAGGCUAGAGCUCUCAUCGGCAGACUGAUAUGCUUCAGAUCAGGCAACAACAGGCCAAGAAUUGUGCGCACCGUCAGGAUGGCGUUUGCUGGGACAAAUGUCAGUUUGUCCCAGCCGGAUAUAACGCAAAAACUGACGGAGCGCAUAGAUGAUCUGAAGCAGAGAAUCGCUGCUUGGGGAAAGCGGAUUCGGCGAUAUACCGAGAGGUCGACACGGUUCAACCAGAAUCGUCUCUUCCAGAGUGAUCAGAAGAGGCUCUAUGAAUCAUUGGAGCGACCAAUGGUAAGUGGAACGGGUCCAGCACCGAAUCAGGCCGACACUGUAGCAUUCUGGCGCGGCCUGUGGUCAGAGCCCGUAAACCAUAGCGAGGGCCCUUGGACGGAAGUUGUGGCGAGUCAGUGUGCGGGUAUUACGCUCAUGGACCCCGUCAUCAUAACGCCGGAUGACGUAGCUGAGGCGGUCCGUAGGGCCCCGAACUGGAAAAGUCCGGGGCUUGACGGGCUGCAUCACUACUGGCUGAAGGGGUUCAUGUCAACUUUAGGUUCAUACGACGGCCGAGUUUACGAACGUUUAAUGGAAGAAGCUAUGAAGAGUCCUCUCAAUGCGGAACCAGUUAACGAAACCUUCCAUAAGUACCUUAAACCUUUCAUGCAGGGAAAACUGUGA